UCAAGCCAGCUCCAUCUUUACCCGAACCUCUAAAAAACAACUCUUGAGCCAUAGUAGACUAAAAAAAAAUGCUCCACAGACUCAGAUACUCCUCUCUCCGACGAACGACCGCUCUCCGCACUCUCCCUUUCCGUUCCUUCUCCUCCAGUUCUAAAUCCAAAGAAGAACUGAGCCCAAAACAACAUCAACAGGAAGAAGAUGCCAUCUUUCACAUCAUCAACUCCUCCUCCCUCAGCUCCAUGAUCACCUCCCUCAAAUCCCUCUCCAUUCCGCUCUCCAACUCCAUCGUCGACUGCGUCCUCAAGCGCGUCCGCUUCAGCCAUGGAAACCCCCUUAAAGCCCUAGAUUUUUUCAAGUUCACCGCCAAACAACACUCUUUCUCCCACACCCCUUUCUCUUAUGAUACCAUGCUUUAUAUCCUCGGCCGCGGCCGUAGGUUUCCCGAGAUGUGGAACCUCCUUCGCGAAAUGAAGCAGCAAGAUCGGAAUUUGAUCACCACAAGAACUAUUCAGAUCGUCUUAGGCCGAAUCGCAAAGGUCUGCUCGGUACGUCAGACCGUCGAGAGCUUCCGUAAGUUCCGGCGACUGGCCCCAGAAUUCAACACCGAUUGCUUCAACGCGUUGCUGAGAACUCUGUGCCAGGAGAAGAGUAUGAGCGAUGCCAGAAACGUUUACCAUAGCUUGAAGCAUGAGUUCAGGCCUAAUCUCCAGAGUUUCAACAUACUUUUAUCAGGUUGGAAGUCAUCGGAAGAGGCCGAAGGGUUUUUUAAAGAGAUGGCUGAGCUUGGAGUAAACCCGGAUUUGGUUUCCUACAACUGUUUGAUCGACGUAUACUGCAAGAACAGAGAGCUGGAUAAGGCUUACAAGGUGUUCGAUCAAAUACGUGAAAAGGAUUUCUCACCUGAUGUGUUCACCUACACUAGCAUAAUUGGUGGCUUAGGACUUAUCGGCCAGCCAGACAAGGCCAAGGAGGUGUUAAAGGACAUGAGAGAGAUGGGAUGUCACCCCGAUGCCGCCGCCUACAAUGCGGUGAUAAGGAAUUACUGCAUUGCGAAGAGGCUCGGCAAUGCUUUCGCGUUGAUGGAGGAGAUGGAGAGUAGAGGACUGAAACCAAAUCCAACAAGCUAUAACCUCUUCUUUCGAUGCUUCUACUGGGCGAAUGAAUUAGAGAGUUCAUGGCAACUAUACAAGAGGAUGAGGACAGAGGGGUGUUUGCCGAACACACAGUCCUGUAUGUUUCUUGUCAGAAUGUGCAGAAGACAAGAGAAUGUUGGGCUGGCACUGGAGCUCUGGAAUGAUAUGGUGAAGAAUGGAUAUGGAUCUUUACCGUUGGUUUCAGAUGUUUUAUUUGAUUUGUUGUGUGAUUUAGGGAAGUUGGAUGAAGCUGAGAGGUGUUUUAUUGAAAUGGUUGAGAUGGGGCAGAAGCCAAGCAGGGUGUCAUUUAGAAGGAUUAAAGUUCUUAUGGAGCUGGCUAAGAGGCAAGACUGUAUCAAGAAUUUGGAGGAGAAGAUGGGAGGUUUUGGAACUAUGAGGGAAGCUGAUGAGAGACUAGAGAAGUCAUUUGAAAUGCCUUAUUCUGAGUUUCUUAACCUAUGAUGGUUGUCAAGGAAGGAAACUAUUGAAUGGGGCUAGUAAAUCCCGGCAAUCUAUUUGCCACCGCAAUGAAUCAAGUAGAAGAUGAUGAUGUGGAGAUCAUGGAGAUAAAGAUGAUCUAUAUGGUCGAUCUCUGCAAGAGCACAGCAUUCUGAGGGCCAUUUGCCCUCCAAGUAGAAAACUUUUUCCUGAGCAAGUUGAAGAGCAAGCUCACCUUGCUUCGCAUGAACUAAUGGAAGAAGAAAAUGCUGGCGCUUCCAAGAUAAACAACAACCAAUCUGUCUUCUUGGUAAAUCUCAAAUUUUGUGAUUUGUCUAGAUAUUCAAAAUCAAAACUUCAUGACAGUUUAUUUUGUGAUGGUGUAAUGCAUGAAAAAUUUGGGCGUCAUUUGUGAUGGCCUAAGUCUAUAUAUUUCUCUCCUUAGGAAUUGUAUAAAUUCCUAAUAAUUAUGGGCAUCAUUUGUAUACAUAAA
Molecule: messenger RNA, 2064 nt
Organism: Dendrobium catenatum
Lineage: Eukaryota; Viridiplantae; Streptophyta; Magnoliopsida; Asparagales; Orchidaceae
Product: putative pentatricopeptide repeat-containing protein At1g02420
Exons: 1
Coding region: 69-1595 (508 amino acids)
Molecular function (GO): protein binding
Source: RefSeq, a predicted model, not a curated record